This is a messenger RNA of Caenorhabditis remanei, 834 nucleotides long. RefSeq lists its product as uncharacterized. Gene Ontology annotation, molecular function: histone binding. Gene Ontology annotation, cellular component: NuA4 histone acetyltransferase complex. The record is from RefSeq and is a predicted model, not a curated record. The transcript has 4 exons. NCBI's taxonomy places the organism in Eukaryota, Metazoa, Nematoda, Chromadorea, Rhabditida, Rhabditidae. Gene Ontology annotation, biological process: regulation of transcription by RNA polymerase II; chromatin remodeling. The coding region runs from base 1 to 834 and encodes 277 amino acids.
AUGCAUAUUGUAGAGGUAAUCGUGGGUCACUCAUCAACCCGUCUGCCUCCAGGUCGUCCAGACGGGCAUACACACAAAUGGACUCUUUUUGUAAAGCCUGCAAAUAGAGAAUACGAAGAUUUUCUGGAUACGAAAUUGAUACAAAAGGUCAAAUUUAAGAUCCAUGAAACAUUCGAACAACCGGAAAGAUUGGUCAAAAAACCACCAUUCAAGAUUACGGAAAGUGGAUUCGCAUCAUUUGGUGCAGUAGUGACAAUAUACUUGAAUCUACCGAAUGAAAAGCCACGUAGUAUACCUUAUGAACUCACACUCUUCACUGGUGACCACGAUGUUCAAAACGAAGUACAGAAGUUAGCAAUCAGAAGUGAAGAUGUCCCACAAGCGUAUCUGGAACAAAUCAGGAGAUAUUCAAAAUCGAAAAAGCGGAAAGCGUCAAUGAUUUCAUCAUCAAAUGAUGAGAAGUCACCACAAGAUAAUCAUAGGAAAAGUCAGAAAAUGACACCAUCAGAAGAUGAAAAAAUGGAGAAGAAGGUUAAGAAAAGAGACAUGGAAUUCGAUGAGCAAUAUGAGAAAAAGAAGGAUAAAAAAGAAAAAAAGGAAAAAGAGGUGAAGGAGCCCAAAGAAAAAGUAAAAACCCCGGAUGAAUUGACGAAGAAGCUGAAUGAAUGUGAGGAUCCAUAUGUAAUUUAUAAAGCCAGCGAGUUUUUGCUCAGUUUGCCGACAACUACACUCUCCAGUACGACGUUCAAUCUUUCUUAUGAUCUCACCAAAUGUGAUACGGAAGCUCUGCUUGAAAUUGGAAGGAUAUUGAAGUUGAAAAAGACCAAAAAAUAG